Messenger RNA from Gadus macrocephalus (Pacific cod), 3266 nucleotides. Its product is annotated as protein unc-79 homolog. Lineage: Eukaryota; Metazoa; Chordata; Actinopteri; Gadiformes; Gadidae. The transcript is spliced from 14 exons. Bases 2229 to 3266 code for a protein of 345 amino acids. Gene Ontology annotation, molecular function: protein binding. The record is from RefSeq and is a predicted model, not a curated record.
AUAUUCGGUAACCGGCUCUACGGCGUCCUCUACCGGCGAACAACAGGCAGUGGGAAACGAGAUUUUGCGGUGCGCGUAAUUUGCUUGAAAUUAGAUUUAAUCAGAUGUUUUCAGAUUCAUAUCUGAUUCUAUUAUAUUCUGUUCUGCCAAAUACUAUGGUUAACUAUCAUCUUUGGAACAAUAUUAGGUUUAAACUAAAUGUGUCUGAAUUGUUAUAUAGCUAAGCUUUACGUAAUUAUAUCAUUGUUUUUUAUAAUCAUGUAGUAUUUCAUAAUUGAUAAGUCAGAUAUAACCUAAUAGUGUUUUGCCAGUUGUUGGUUCAGGCUACAAUAUUCCAGUUCCAGUUACCUCCAAAUGAUGGCGACAAAAUACACAAGAUGGCUCAACCAUCCAUCCAAUUAAAUGACUAUGCCUGCAUACUGAUGUGUCACUUCUUUUUUGUUAUCGUCAUCAUCAAUCCUAAUUAAAAGUACAAAUUGAUAGUAGCUGUAAAGUGCAUUAGUGUAAAUAUUGUCAGGUUGUCAGGUUGCUCUCCUUUCAACCAAUUAGUAACCCUGCAACUGAUAAGUCUGGUAGUAUUAAUCUAAUAUGCAUUUACCGUAGAAAAACAACAAAUCACAAUAGCCAGGCUAGCGGUUUUAACUUUUGAUUCAUUAUGUGAUCCUAUUACUUGGAGUAUUAGACAAACAAUAUGCUAAUUUAAAUGUUUUUAAUAAGACAAAAAUAUAAGCCUUAUGAAUAAGGAUGAAUACAUAAAUUCUGUGGAGCGGCAACGCUGAGAACCAAAGAGCAGCAGAACUCUGAUCUCCAGAAGACACUGGUCACAACAAUAUUUACUCACUGGGCCCAUAGAGAUUACUCCUCCCAGGAACAGUGGUGGGAAUGUGAUGGAAGUGGGAAGUAUGUGUUAGUCUCUGACAGGAUGUGAGAAUUUAUGUUUGCCUUCCAGUGUAGCCACUUAGAAAAGAAGUAAAAGGAUGUUUCCUCUACUGACGAGGUCCAUACCCACCAGGUCCAUUGUUUACAGGAAUGCCACUCAGCGGGUUCAACGGUCAAACAUCUACAGCAAACCAGCCAAGGAUUCCAUUGGACCGAUGCAGUCCCUUUUCACGCUGGCAACGUUUGCCGUGACGCUCCUGGUUCCUGCAGGAUGGAUCCUACACCAGAUUCCGGUUUACCGUCAAAGAUCGCCACCACCUCCCCCCUGACGCGGAGAUCAGUCCCACACUGAAGCCGAGAUGUAACUGAUGGGAACAUACAUGAUAUUUCCUGUUGCAUGCAAAUUAGUGAGAACGUGUUGCACAACUCUCCUAUAGUGUAUUGUUUUUUUAUUUAGAGUAUGCACCACAAAUGUAUUGCACUGCUUUCUGUAAUGACGCUGAGGGAGAAAAAGAACACUGAGUACACACAGGAAAUAAAUAACAUGUUGGAAUGGAUUCUGUCUGCGUUUAGAGAAAUCUAUUUGUUUGUUUAACCCAGGCAGAGGACUAUGUGUAGGUCAGAGGGAAGUUCAGGACCACACUCAAGUCCCAGGAUGUUGUGGAUAAUAUUUUGAUCGAAACCAUGUUCUGGCUUGAAUCUGAGAGCUGCGUUAAUCACAUAAAAUAUACAGGUAAUAUUUUACAUAUCUGUUCUUCUGAUAUAACAGUGGAGACUCCGUAAUCCAAUGUUUAUUGAAUCUACAAUCAUUCACAUUAACUCAGAAAAUACCAACAACGUUUGUAAAAUAGAGAAAUGCGUAGCCUACUAUGGUCAUUAGGUAAAGCAGAUUAAAAGGCAGUGUGUCAACAAUCUGUUGCAUAUGUUGUCCCAGCAAGCACGGCUCAGUCCAGUGAAGAGACAUACUCAUGGGUGAACCAUAUUUCCCCCCCAUCAUUCUUCACCUUAAAUUGACUAUUUCUUGAAUGACAAUUUAUCAAAGCCGGAGCAGUCCAUUUGGCAAGGUACGACGUUCAGUUCUGCAUCAAGAUUUCUCUCUCACCGGCAUCGGGGCUUUAACGCUUUCCCCAAUUCAUAAAUCGGUCUCAUGUCGCCGAACGCUUCGUGUUGGUGAUUGGUGCAGGAGCCACUGCGAACUGUAACACGUUCAUUUCACAAGUGGUACAAUCAAGCCGAGCUCGGAGCGAGGAAGGGGAGAUCACUUUUCACGACUGGAGGAAACACAGCGCCGGCGAGGAAACAAUUGACAGUGUGCUUUUCUCUUUCCCAUUCUAAAAGUGCUGUCCGAAAUGUCUACCAAGGCAGAGCAGUUUGCUUCUAAGAUACGGUACUUGCAAGAGUAUCACAACCGUGUGCAACACAAUAUUUACCCUGUGCCUUCUGGAACAGACAUUGCAAACACACUGAAAUACUUUUCCCAAACCCUACUCAGCGUUCUGCGCGAUGCCCCGUCUGGCCGCGGGGGGCAGGGGCAGCAGAGUCGGGACGCUCAGCUCUCAGAGUACCCCUCUCUGGACUAUCAGGGCCUCUAUGUGACCCUCGUGACCCUGCUUGACCUGGUGCCCCUGCUGCAGCACGGUCAGCAUGAUCUUGGACAGUCCAUAUUUUACACUACAACUUGCCUCCUGCCCUUUCUCAGUGAUGAUAUUCUCAGCACUUUGCCCUAUACUAUGAUCUCCACUUUAGCCACAUUUCCCCCUUUCCUUCACAAAGACAUCAUUGAAUACCUGAGCACCUCUUUUCUUCCCAUGGCGAUAUUGGGUUCGACUCGAAGGGAGGGGGGUGUACCCGCGUAUGUCAAUCUCUCUGCCUCCUCUAUGCUAAUGAUAGCCAUGCAGUACACCUCAAACCCAGUGUAUCACUGUCAGUUGUUGGAGUGUCUGAUGAAGCACAAGCAGGAAGUGUGGAAGGACCUGCUUUACGUCAUAUCCUACGGACCGUCCCAAGUGAAGCCCCCCGCCGUGCAGAUGCUGUUCCACUACUGGCCCAACCUGAAGCCCCCCGGAGCCAUCAGCGAGUACCGGGGUCUGCAGUACACAGCCUGGAACCCCAUCCACUGUCAACACAUCGAGUGCCACAAUGCCAUCAACAAACCUGCGGUCAAGAUGUGCAUCGACCCUACUCUUUCCGUUGCCCUGGGCGACAAGCCGCCGCCCCUCUACAUCUGUGAGGAAUGCAGUCAGAGGAUCGCAGGAGACCACCCUGAUUGGCUCGUUGACGUUCUCCUGCCCCAAGCUGAGAUAUCCGCCAUUUGUCAAAAGAAGAACUGUAGCUCCCCACGUCAGAAGGGCGGUUGUCACCUGCUUCUCAGCUGGGUGCACGGUUGA